This is a messenger RNA of Astrephomene gubernaculifera, 2693 nucleotides long. Lineage: Eukaryota; Viridiplantae; Chlorophyta; Chlorophyceae; Chlamydomonadales; Astrephomenaceae. The record is from the annotation of a GenBank genome assembly.
ACGCAAGACGGCUGCCGUACGCCUAGAUCGCUUCGGACCUAGGUGCUCAUCCGGGUGCAGCGGCACCCAUGCUUCUCAAGAGCCCUGCUACUUGCCAGGGUUGCAGAGUUGUCAGGAAGCCUUCUCUUUGUUACUAGUUGCAUAGUUUCUUGUACCUAAGGGCAUUUACCGCUAAACAUGUCGGCGGCGCUGGGCUCCACCGGGCCCCGCGUAGUCUCAGCCCGGGCGGCACCGCUAAGCCGGCGUGCUGUUCUCUGGCCAACAGGGCGCGCUCGCGUGGUGGUCCGUGCGGAGGUUAAGCGGCCUGAGUACAUCCCAAACCGCAUUGAUGACCCCCACUACGUGCGAAUCUUCGACACCACCCUCCGUGAUGGCGAGCAGUCCCCCGGCGCCACCCUUACCUCAAAGGAGAAACUCGACAUCGCGAGGCAGCUCGCCAAACUGGGGGUCGACAUCAUCGAAGCGGGCUUCCCUGUCGCGUCGCCCGAUGACUUUGAGGCCGUCCGCACAAUCGCCAUGGAGGUCGGAAACGAGGUUCAGCCGGAUGGAUACGUGCCUGUGAUUUGCGGCCUGUCCAGGACGAAGUUUCAGGAUCUGGAGCGCGCUUGGGAUGCCGUACGACACGCCAAGCGCCCGCGUGUGCAUACCUUUAUCGCAACGUCAGACAUCCACAUGCAGUACAAGCUGCGCAUGACGCCGGACGAGGUGGUUGAGUCGGCGGUUGCUGCCGUGCGGCACCUGCGAUCGUUGGGCUGUAACGACAUUGAGUUCAGCCCGGAGGACGCCGGCCGCUCGGACCCCGUGUUCCUCUACCACAUUUUGGGCGAAGUCAUCAAGGCGGGCGCGACCACGCUCAACAUCCCGGAUACCACUGGUUGGAACCUCCCGCACGAGUUUGGCGGCCUGAUUGCGGCCAUCCGUGCAAACACGCCGGGCGCGGAGAACGUAAUUAUCUCUACACACUGCCAGAAUGAUUUGGGUUUAGCUACUGCCAACUCUCUGGCGGGAGCGGCAGCGGGCGCCCGGCAGAUUGAGUGCACAAUCAACGGUAUCGGCGAGCGGGCGGGGAACGCUUCGCUGGAGGAGGUUGUCAUGGCUAUCAAGCUGCGCGGUGAGGCCCAGAUGGGCGGCCUGCGCACCGGCAUCCGGCCGGUGCACAUCUACCCGACCUCCAAGAUGGUAUCUGACUACAGCGGCAUGAUUGUGCAGCCGCACAAGGCCAUCGUGGGAGCCAACGCCUUCGCGCACGAGAGUGGCAUCCACCAGGACGGCAUGCUCAAGAACAGGGAGACGUACGAGAUUAUGACCCCCGAGUCGAUUGGUUUGCCGCGUCAGGAGCAGGACCGCGGUAUCGUGUUGGGCAAGCACAGCGGCCGCAGCGCCCUGAGCUCCCGCCUGCGCUCGCUGGGCUACGAGCUGAGCGGCUCGGAGCUGGACGACGUGUUUAAGCGCUUCAAGGCCCUGGCUGACAAGAAGAAGCGCAUCACGGACGAGGACAUCCUGGCACUGAUGAGCGACGAACUGCACCAGCCCAAGGUCAUCUGGGAGCUGCUCGACCUGCAGGUUGUGUGCGGCACCAUGGGCAUGCCCACUGCAACGGUGCAGAUGCAGGGACCGGACGGCAUUGCGCGGAUCGGUGUGGGCGUGGGCACGGGCCCGGUGGACGCUGCCUACAAGGCUGUGGACAGCCUGGUCCGUGUGGAGGCGGAGUUGGUGGACUACUCCGUGUCCAGUGUGACUCAGGGCAUUGAGGCACUGGCGCACACGCGUGUCAUGAUCCGGCCCGCCGGCAAGAUGAGCGACCAAGGAUACAGCGAGCAUGCGGCGCUGGGAACCGUGCAGCGGCAAUUCUCGGGCUCGGGCGCCAAUGAGGACAUUGUCGUGGCCAGCGCCCGCGCCUACAUCCACGCGCUCAACAAGAUGAUUGGCUGGGUGAGUGUGGCGCAGAAGGUUACGCCGCGGGGCAGCAAGUCGGGGGUGGCGGGGACCAGCAUGGCCAGCAUGGAUGCGGUGGGCAAGGAAGCGGCAGCGUCAGCUGUAGCUGCCUCCUCACCUUGAAGGGUGCAGCUCUUGUCUGCGCAGAAUAUAAAUGAUGUUAUACACAUUGUUUGGUAUUUUUUAGGUUUUGGGAGAAGUGGAAAAUGCAAAUAAGGCAGGAGGGAGAGUGUGUGAGGCAGGGCAGAUAGGGGUUUAGGGGAAAGGGCAGGCAUGUGCGGGGCAAGAGUGAGGUGCAAUGUUGGUAAUACGAGGUUUUGCCCCGCUCCUGUGUCAGUUUGGGUCGUCCUAGAGGGGCGUUAGUAACAGGCGUUUGCCAUCGGUUUCCCUGGGAUCAGUCCCGGGGAAUUGUUCGUCCGUUGGGCCGUUGGUCUGUCCGGCAGCUUGAGCCGGCGGGUGACGCGGUCGUAGCACUCGGCUGCCACAGACAGCUCAAAGCCGAUGACCACGCGCUCGAGCAGCUUGACUACAUCCAUUUCUUCCAUACUGAGUUCCGUACGCGAGUGCUGUGCCAGGGCAGGAGUGAAGCCCUAGGCGGUGUUGUCUUACGUUACCUAGGCAACGCCUAUCUAAGACUACAGCCCGAGCGCAAGGGCUACUGGUAGCGGAGCGCAACGCUGCCCAGCGCUGUGUAACUACCCCAGAGUUACUCCACUAUUUCUCACAGAAUCCCCCGCUGUAAACGCGUACAACUGGUA